Messenger RNA from Carassius carassius (crucian carp), 1474 nucleotides. It is a transcript of the gene rbm41, whose product is annotated as RNA binding motif protein 41. Gene Ontology annotation, molecular function: pre-mRNA intronic binding; U12 snRNA binding. The transcript is spliced from 7 exons. Gene Ontology annotation, cellular component: U12-type spliceosomal complex. Bases 16 to 1335 code for a protein of 439 amino acids. The record is from RefSeq and is a predicted model, not a curated record. Lineage: Eukaryota; Metazoa; Chordata; Actinopteri; Cypriniformes; Cyprinidae. Gene Ontology annotation, biological process: mRNA splicing, via spliceosome.
UUACAAAAAGAGCCGAUGUCUCUCGUGUCGAUAAAGCUAACGAUUACUCGUCAUGCCGGUGAUGAUGUGCCCAUCCCUGAAGAGCAAGAGACAGAGGGCCAAAGACAACUACACAAUCUGCUGCUACAGCAACUGGAUACAGAUGUAAACAUUGACCGGUGUAUCGCUAAGAAGAAAUGCUUUGCUCCAGCAGCAGUAUACAAGCCUUUCGGGGAACAGGCAGCUGGUGUAAGGAGUCUGUCCCAGUUUCAGGCCUUGCAGGACGGGGAUCAGGAACUGGCCGCUCUGAGAGAGCUGGGUCUUACAGAUGCUGAAAUAGAGCUGUGGAGAUGCAGGGAUAAAGCAGAAAGCUCUUGGAAGGACAGAGGGGUUUGCAUUGCACCUGAGGUCAGGAAUGAGCGCCUGCAGGUCAUCCGGGAUAAAAUGGCAGCGCAUGCAGAGCUGCUGUCCAGACCUCAGCGUUUCUCAAGCAGUCGGCCACUUUCCCGUAGAGAGAUGGAAAUCGAAAAGGCUCUUUUUCAAGGAAGUGACCGCAGCAGCUUCCUCACUGCCCUUUACCAUAGAGAGUCACCAGUCAGCCAGCAGGGGGCGACAUCCCCCAAAGCAAUGGAUCAUUUCUAUAAAGACUUUCUUGAAGUCCAGAACAAAAACUUUUGGGAUAUUUCAGAGUGCUUGCCUCAACCAAAAAUUGCCAGCAAUGUCCAGCGUGAAUCGCCAAGCUCUAAAACAGACCAAUCACAAACUCCCACAGUCCAUGAUUCCGGCCCAACCAAAAACCAACACACAUGCUCAGAACCAAACUCCGUGUCAGACACUGUCAACCAACCACAGGCUCAAGAAAAAAGGGUUAUACCUACGAAAGUGACAUUAAGCCAGUCCAUUGGCACACUUAGUGCAGCUUCUGUCCAUGGUCAUGAUGGGCCUGUUACAGUAAGUGGAAGGAUAGAGGAAAUUUCAGAUGAACAGAUCAAGAACAAUCGGGAGACAGAAGAGGGUAUACGAAAUAUUCCACGAUUUAAGAACUACCAGACAGGAACACCAUCUAAUGUCCUGUGCGUGAAGAACAUGAGUCCACGGGCAUCACUGGCUCAGCUGGUUUCUCUCUUUUCGAGGUUUCAGAAAGACGACACACAGCCUAUUCUGUACCGCUUGCUAACUGGCCGACUAAAGGGCCAAGCUUUCAUUACAUUUUCUGACGUCGAAAGUGCCCAAGCAGCUCUAGACUUGUUAAAUGGCUACAAGCUGCUUGAAAAGCCACUUAUCAUUGAGUUUGGUCGAGACAGAAAUAAAGAAACCGAUGCACCCUCUGCAGAUCCCAACACCACUUCAGUAUAAAACCAUCCUGCAACGAGAAACCUGUCUAACUGUAUUUAAUAGGUUUUUUCUUUAUUUGUAAACAGUAUUGUAAAUGGUUCAUUUACAUUAAUUUCACAUGCUGUUUAUUUGGAAAUAAAGUGACGUUGUGAAUGUCUCA